GCUGCCGCCGGGGCGGUGCCGCGGAGCGAAGUGAGGGUGAGCGGGCCCGGGGGCGCUUUCUGCCCCUUUUUACCGCUCUGGGGGCCGCGGGAGUUAGCGGCUGGGCCUGCUCGGGGCUCGAACUGGGGCGGUGUCUGCGUCCAGACUACUUUUCGUGAAUGCUUCCUGGCAAUUCCUGGCGCUUUGUCUGCGUUUGGGACAAUCUGGGAAAAUACUGGCAGAGGCCAAAAUCGUGCCAGUGACAAAAAUGACCAUCCUGUGGUAGCAGAUGCGGUUCGUCCCGCAGCGGGCCGGGGAAGCCUCCCCCCCUGUCCGUGUGCUAAAACCUUCACUUUCACAACAAAGAAGCUGCAACAAUGGGAGUGACUAAUCUGUGGCAAAUCCUUGAGCCUGUGAAACAAUCAGUCAGCUUGAGCAGCCUCAAAGGAAAAACACUUGCUGUUGAUCUCAGUCUCUGGGUUUGUGAAGCACAGACCGUUAAAAAGAUGAUUGGAGUAGUUACAAAGCCACACCUGAGAAACCUGUUUUUUCGGAUCUCUUUCUUAACAUCAAUGGGAAUUAAACUAGUAUUCGUCAUGGAAGGAGAGGCCCCCAAGUUGAAAGCAGACACCAUGAGUAAGAGGAAUGAGAUGCGCUAUGGACCUUCAAAGAAAGUUGGAGCUGCAAGAACAGGGAGAUCUUUAUUUAAAGCCAUGUUAAAAGAGUGUCUGGAACUGCUGGAGUGUUUAGGUGUUCCUUGGGUUCAAGCAGCUGGGGAAGCAGAAGCGAUGUGUGCCUACCUAAAUGCAAAAGGACAUGUUGAUGGCUGCAUUACCAAUGAUGGAGAUGUCUUUUUAUAUGGAGCUCAAACAGUUUAUAGGAACUUUGCUAUGAAUGCAAAGGAUCCAUAUCUUGACUGUUACACGAUGUCCUCUAUUAAGGAGACACUUGGUUGUGACAGAGAGUCUUUGAUUGGGCUAGCUGUUCUUCUGGGUUGUGAUUAUCUUCCAAAGGGUGUUCCAGGAGUUGGGAAAGAGCAAGCUUUAAAGUUAAUUGAUACUUUGCGAGGCCAGAACUUGCUGCAAAGGUUUGAGCAAUGGAAAGAACAAUUGCAGUAUGAUAAUAAUCCACCUCUGGUUGUUAAAAGGGUAAUUCACUGUUCUGAGUGCCAACAUCCAGGUUCUUACAAGGAACAUGAACACAGUGGAUGUAAAUUCUGUGAAAGUACUAAAUACUGCAAACCCAGUGACUCCAAAUUCUGCUGCCCUUGUGAAUGGCAUCAGUUAGAGCGAGCGAAACAAGCAAGUGCAGUGGAGGACAAUAUCAGAAAAAAAGCUAACAGCUGUGAGGGCUUUCCAUUCUCUGAGGUUAUCCAAGAAUUUCUUGUAAACAAGAAUAAAUUGAUCAAGAUAAAAGAAUGUCAAAGGCCCAAUUUAUUGUCCUUUCAGAUAUUUGCUUCUGAGAAGAUGGAAUGGCCCAAACAUUAUGCUUCUAAGAAACUGUUAGUGCUAUUGACGCAUUAUGAUAUGAUCCAGAGAAAGUCUGGGUACAUUGAUUCAAAACAACUGCAGGCAAUACGUAUAGUCAAGACACGUAUUAAAAAUGGAAUUCCUUGUUUUGAAAUUGAGUGGCAAAAACCAGAACAUUACGUUGAUGCAGAAGAUGAGCCUGUGGAGUUGUUUGUAGUCACAGUAGAAGAGGAGUCCUUGUUUCAGGCAGCUUAUCCUGAUGUUGUUGCCCGUUAUCUAAUGGAAAAGUCAGAAGUUCUGAAGAAGAAACAGAAGAAUAGGAAAGACAGACCAAAAGAAAAGGAAUUAUCAAAUGUGUAUGAUGAAGUUAGCGAUCUUCUGUCUCAAAUGAAUUUAAAAUCUAGAUGUGGAAUUAUUCCUGUGCAAGACUACGAAUAUAAAGAUAUAAAAACUCCUCCAGAAGAUCAGAUACACCAGAGAAAUACUGAAUCAGAAGAUGCAGUGUUGGCUGCAGCUUCCUGCACAACAACUGUUCAGAUGCCAGCAUCGGCAGCUGCUCUGCCUCUGACCACAUCACAUUACUCGCUCUUACAGAAUACGUUGGCUGACUCAUCUAUAUUGCCAGCACAAUUUACUAAAAAUUCAGGGAUAUCAUCAUCUUCUGCUGUAACAGCUGGUCGACAGCUAAGUGGUAUUGAUUUGGAAGGAACCUUCUUCAGCACUUCACCAGCCCACGGGGGUGAUACCCAUGAUCCAGCACCUGGCUUAACUGCAUACAUGAAGCACUCACAUCCGCUAGGUCAUGAAGCAGCAAGAAAUAGCUCAGAGUAUUCUGAUGCUGUGCAGUCUGAUCAACAACAUUCUGAUAGUGCAGAUGAUUUGAGUUCAGAUGAUGCUUUGGGGCAACUUCAUAAGAGGUCUUUAAGUGAGCGAAUACUUAAGAAGACUUCCAUUCCAUCAAACCCUUCGUUGUCUGAAGAUGUGGUGCAAAUGGAGUCUUUGAAAUGUUUUAAACAAACAAAAACAACACUGAAUCCUGAUAAAGAUUAUAUCUCUUCCUCAUGUCAGUUAAAUAAACUAGUACGGGAAAGUAAAAAAGUGCUAUCAGAAAACUAUGCAAGGGAAUCCAGCGUGCACAUUUGUCAAGAUCAGUACAAAAAAGCUGGCAGCCUGGCUGAAAUUAUGCAAAACGACCAUAAUAUAAGCAAUUCAACAUCUCUAGCCCUCAGUCAGCAAACAACAAAGAUGUUGCCUCCUGGGUGUGAAAAGUUUCCUGUGUCUCAAAAACCAGCAAAUGUAACUGGCUAUCACAUUGAAAAAGCCUGUACUCAAACUUCAUUUAAAAAGAGUGUGUGCAAGAACAGAUGUUCUUCUAGUGAAGACAGUGAUGAUGGGAACAAAAAUAAAAACCUGCAGAAAAAAAGGCAACUGAACCCUGGUCAGUUUAAAAAAUGUUUUACAAAGAAAAGGGAUAAUGUUGUUACUAGCAAAAGAACUAACAGUGACUCAACCCUUAUAAUUAAAGAAAACAAGAAAACGACCAGUUUAAAAAAAGCUGUUAAUAGUUUGUCAUUGCAAGUGUCUCCAAAAUCUUCCUUUCUAGGGGAAGUUGAUUGUUUCCAAAGCCCAGAGCAGCCAUUUGAGAGGUCAAGUUCUGGUCCCACUCAGCAAGACGAAAGUGCCGUCCUGACUUGUGCAUGGGCAGACAGUCCCCUUCCCCUGUCUGAAAGACUAAAGGGAAGAAUCAAAAUCAAUUAGGUUCCCUUAAAAUAGAUUAUGAUAACAAUUAGCUCCGAACCUUCAGCUCUUACAGAGUUCUUGAAGUUUCUGCAGUGUGCUCUAUCAAUUUUAAUGGGCACAGUUUUGAUGAAUAAGAAGUAAUGUGAAAUAAUUGCAUACUGGAGCUAAAGUUUGAAACUAUAAUGUUAGCAAAAGUACCAAAUAGCUGACUAUAGGCAAGUGCAAGUUAUUCUGGACUUGAUUACUCUCUGAACUUGAUACAUAAGCAUCAGAAUGUAGUAUACAUAUAGCAGGGAGGUUAAUUAAUGAAAUAAGGUUUUUUUUUUCCCCAGACAAUUGUGAGAUUUUUGUGUACAGUUAUUUGUCCUUCUGCUUAUGAAAACAGACUUGGGAAAAUAGUGCCUGCACUGCUGUUGGAUAUUCUUAAUAAGACAAAGUGAUAACAUUACUUCCCAACUGAAAUUUUCCAUUCUGCUCCACUAACUUAAUUUUGCUAGUUUUAAAAUGGGUUUUCAGAUUCUGGGAUGCGGGUUGUGUUGAUUACCUCUGAAGGACCAGACAGAGACACACAGCAGAUGUGCCUUGCAGAGCAGCUAAAUUUAAAUCUGCCAUGUCCUGUAAUAAACUGUUCUUUGAGUAUGUGCACCUUCCAAAUAGUGCAGUAAGUGAUGUGAGGAUAUUCCAGUUUUGUAGCUGUCAUAUCUAUUGUUCAAGGAAAUUUUUGUUUUAAUCAAACAUUAAUCAUUCGAGGAAAUUUUUUUUCUUAAAGAAGGUAUGAAAUCUGAUCUAACACUCACUUGUAAUAGAAUGAAGGUUAAGUUAGAUAAAAUCAGAUGGUGAUGUUAUUGCAGAUUAUUUGAAUAUUGCCAUGUAAAUGAUUGUUAUUAAAGGGAGAACUUGAAUACAAUUGCAUUUUUGAAGCUGUUCUUCCUACUUAUUUAAUAUAGAAGCAAUCUCUGUUCAUAGGCAGAAAAAAAGUUGUGUUCACCAGCUCAUUAGAAAGUUCCUCCUUGCCUGUGUUUAAGUGUUCAUAACUUUCUAUGGACCAGCCAGAAGGAAGGCCGCUCUUACUAAGAUAGAUAACGUUAACAAUAGAAAAUUAGAAUAUCCAUGCCUUAAUGAAAAUGUCAAUUCCCUCUUCAUAAAGACCAAGGCUUUAAAAGCUAGGAAGCUAAAUUCCAGAUGUAUUUAAGGAAGAAAUAGGUAGUCUAUAGAUAUAGAUCUGUAAUUAGCCAAAAUGGUAGUUUCUUAUUUUCCUCUGUGAGCAGAUGGAGAAAGCUUCUUUAUAGUUGAUUUUUCAAAUGAGAAAUGUAUUACGGAAAUGAGUGAAAAAUGAAAUCCAAAAUAUUGGAAACUUAUUUUCAGUUUUGAAGAUGGGCUUUCUCUUCUGGAGACUCUUACCCUCUCACAUCAGCUGCAUAGUUAUCUGGAGGAAUGGAAUUGCUGAGAAGGAUAAGAGUAGUGGUCACCUGGGAUUGUAAAUGGAGAGAUUCCUUGUGCAGUGGUCAGUACUGGAGAGAUCAGACCGUUUUUUGUGGAAAAACAUUGUUAUUUGUUCUGUCUGAUUCUUUUCCUUGCUGCUGAUACUAAAUACUGAAAGUUGGAGUCAAGAGUUUGAAUUUUUGUUUAAUAAAUAUGCCAACAUCAUGUGAA
Molecule: messenger RNA, 4841 nt
Organism: Columba livia (rock pigeon)
Lineage: Eukaryota; Metazoa; Chordata; Aves; Columbiformes; Columbidae
Gene: GEN1
Product: GEN1 Holliday junction 5' flap endonuclease
Exons: 15
Coding region: 357-3206 (949 amino acids)
Molecular function (GO): four-way junction DNA binding; 5'-flap endonuclease activity
Source: RefSeq, a predicted model, not a curated record